Drosophila gunungcola (fruit fly) is the source of this 495-nucleotide messenger RNA. RefSeq lists its product as uncharacterized. Lineage: Eukaryota; Metazoa; Arthropoda; Insecta; Diptera; Drosophilidae. Bases 123 to 425 code for a protein of 100 amino acids. The record is from RefSeq and is a predicted model, not a curated record. The transcript has a single exon.
CCGAUGGGGACAAAAUUUUUCUACUCUUUUACAUUUGGUUUCCCAUAAAAUUUAAAAAUGAAAAUCUAAAAAUACAAAAAAAAUUGGAAAAUACUAAAAGACGCAGUGUGAUCGAAACAACCAUGCCGGCGGUUACCUAUAAGACACAUACCUUGCCCCAACAGCGACGUCUGGUCCCUAAUCUGAUGCGCACCAUAGUCAACAUCCUGGCGGACGCCCAGCGACCGAUGAGCGACAUCGAGCUGGCUUCCAUCUUGGGUACCCAUUAUCGCCGCAGAGAUCUCGAUUUCUUCCGGCAAAUUCAACUCAAUUUGCGCGAUGGUGUCGACUACGGCAUCCUCAGACGCCAGCGGAACCGCUUCUCACUGCGUUCACAACGACUGAGCGAACUGAUGUCCACUCUGGGAUCAUCAAUUCGCCGCUAAAUGGGAUUCCAAAAAAACCACACAUUCACACACAUCGGACUAAAACACCAAAAAAAAACAGUUAAAUACA